This is a messenger RNA of Aspergillus ibericus CBS 121593, 2304 nucleotides long. RefSeq names its product CocE/NonD family hydrolase. Gene Ontology annotation, molecular function: dipeptidyl-peptidase activity. The record is from RefSeq and is a predicted model, not a curated record. The transcript has 3 exons. Bases 191 to 2044 code for a protein of 617 amino acids. Lineage: Eukaryota; Fungi; Ascomycota; Eurotiomycetes; Eurotiales; Aspergillaceae.
GUAAGAACAUCAUAUCGGACCGAAUGAUUGCUGUUGUCUCCUUGCAGCUCACAUCACCCGCCGUGCGUAUAUAUAGGUCUGGCAGACAACCAUCGAGGUUGAAAGCAAACACAUCGCCAUCCAAUCGUGCGCGCAUCUACAACGCUUCAAUCUGUAUUGAUUUAAUAUUCUAUAUUGAAUCAACCGAGCCAUGCCUCUUCAGGUCAAGGAUGCCAGAACCGUCGACAAGACAACCUAUUCAUACAUCGUUGAACACAACGUCAGUGUCCCUCUCCAAAUUGGCGGCUUGAUCCGGUGCAACGUCUAUCGGCCAAAGUCCACCGACGAAGGGGAGAAGUUCCCUGUGUUAGCGACCUACGGACCAUAUGGGAAGGACAUUCCCUACAGCGAAUUUCAUCCAGGGAGCUUCAAAAGUGUUCCUUCCGAGCAUCAGACGGGGCAGUCGGCCUGGGAGACUCCCACCCCGAGCUACUGGACAAAACAUGGCUAUGUCGUGGUGCGAGCCGACGAAGUGGGAACCGGUCAGUCGCCCGGAAAGCUUGACAUCUUGAGUCGCGGUAAUACCGUUGAAGCCUUUUACGACCUAAUUGAAUGGGCGGCGGAGCAGGAGUGGUCAUCAGGAAAAGUCGGUCUUCUGGGAAUCAGCUAUUUUGCCACGACGCAGUGGUGGGUGGCCAGCAUGAAUCCCAAAGGCCUAGCGGCUAUUGUCCCUUGGGAAGGGUUUGCGGAUAUUUACGCCGACGCCAUCCGACAUGGGGGUAUCCUUUCCACCACGUUCUUUGGAAACUUGCGAGACCGACGUCUCGCGGCAAAGCUGGCUCAAUCGCCCGGAUUUACUGGGAACUGGUUUGAUCGACAGGUCUCUUCGAACCAGUACGGGCUGCCCGGAAGGGCGGCGCGGCAUUACGGGCCAGAUACCGUUGAUGGCGAUCUUAGCCCCGAAGAAUUGUAUGAGAACCGAGUUGACUUCGUCCAUGAUACUCAUAAAUACCGAUACCGCGACGAUAAGCGUUGGACGCAGGUGAACUUCAAUCCGGAGGACAUUCGAGUUCCCAUACUUAGUGGUGCUAAUUGGGGCGGUGUUGGCUUGCAUCUUCGGGGCAAUGUUUGUGCCUACAUGCAGGCAGCAUCCGAAUUCAAGUAUAUCCGUUUCUUUGUCGGCCGGCAUGACCUACCCUUUUAUUAUCCCGAAGAGGUGGAAGUCCAGCGCAGCUUCCUGGACGCAUUCUUGAAGGGUGAGGACCGAGUCGGUUGGUCCGUGAAGGGUGCAGUGCCUUCAGUUGACUUGAUGCUAAGAAAAGGGUACGAUGUCAAGGCCAGUGACCCCGAGGGCGAAAAGAGAUUUUCACGGCGAACGGAGACGGAAUGGCCAAUUGCUCGGACCCAGUACACCAAGUUCUACCUCUCCUAUGAUAUGGGAUUAAGGCGGGGCAUUCCAGCCGAGCCCUUUCCCCGAAAAUUGAGCUACGAAGCACUUGGAACCCAGCAAUCACCGCAGUCCAUUGUGUUCACGACCUCUGCUUUCGAAUCAGAAACUGAGGUGACCGGCCACAUCACUGCCCACCUGAACGUGUCGGUGACUGCCAACCUCAGGAGCAAUAUCACGCCAUCUGAUAUUGACCUGUUUCUCACUCUUCGCCAUAUCUCCGCCGCUGGAAAGGAAAUCUUCUAUACUGGUUCAUUUGGCGACCCUAUCCCGGUGACGAGAGGUUGGUUGCGCGUCAGCCUGAGAAAAGUGAACGAAUCGCACCCCAAGCACCGGGAGUGGCUCCCUCAUCGGGAUUAUUGCUUGACCAAUGUGCAGCCGGUGAUCCCUGGAGAGGUUUAUGCCGUUGAUAUCGAGCUCUGGCCGACCAAUGUGGUGGUCCAGCCGGGUGGCAAGCUAGUUUUGGAGGUGAGCUCGGGUGAUACGGCUCAAUCGGGGGUAUGGGAGCAUAAUGAUCCUAUUGAUCGGAGCAAGGCCACUUUUGAGGGGAUAAACAGCAUCCAUUUUGGACCGAGCUAUACUAGUUAUAUGACUCUGCCGAUUAUUCCUCCCAUAUAGGAACAGCUAUCUAAGUGGCUUAAGUCGGACAUUUAGAGCAUUGAUAUGAGUCUGAGACAGCUGAAACCCGGCUCAUGUUACUACUUCUAAUUCCUGAAAUCAUUGAAAGCUUGGUAUUGUCUGCCAGUCAGCUCACGUUUAGUCUGGAGUAUUCGGUCGGAAGCAGAGUACCUUGAGCACAAAAUGUGUACGAUGAACACUCGCUCGUGAUUAGUAGAGCCUGCUUCCACCUCGUUUUAACGAGUGCAAUAAAGGAAUUG